AUGAUUGAAGCCAAUAAACUCCAACUUCAACCCCAUUUUCUGGUAGUGGGAGAGCCGACCGAGAAUCGUUUUGCCUCAAUUCAAAAAGAAGCCUUCAAGUUCGUCAUCAAAACCACCGGCAAAGCGGACAGCGGCCAAAUGUUAGCAAAUCAUUUUCGAUUGCAAGCAAACCAGCAUCUGGUGUGGCCUCUCCUGAUGAUGAUUCUCAUCUACGCUUUGCCGAUUUUACUGAUCCUUUUUGCGGUUGGAUGUGGUAGAAAGAAAACGCCUAGAGGAUCGAUACGCCGUCCAAAAGCGUCGAAGGCUAGAACUGCCGUGGGAAAUGAGAAGCUGAGCCCAGCUUCAUUGGUUCCGCUUCCACAGUCAACGCCAAAGAAGGCAGAAAGCAAGCACGAUGUGAAGCAUGAGAAAGAGACAAGCGAGGAGGAAAUCCUUCCAAAACCAAUCCAUCGAACUGAAAAAGCGGAAGCAAUCGUGAGGAAAAGCGACUAUCCAACUUUCAACGAUAUCUUGAGUGACCGUGACUGGGAGAGCAAAAGCAAGCAGAGCGCUUCCAGAAAAUCCGAAAUGAAGCUCGACCGAGAUCUCAAGAAGGAAAAGAAGGAAAACCUUGCGGAC
Molecule: messenger RNA, 618 nt
Organism: Mesorhabditis belari
Lineage: Eukaryota; Metazoa; Nematoda; Chromadorea; Rhabditida; Rhabditidae
Source: the annotation of a GenBank genome assembly